AUGUCCCCAUCCAUGCGAUGGGUUGUUGCAAUCGUGGCCUUAGCGGUCAGCGCUGACUCCUUCCAGGUUAGCGCUGACCCCGAGGCAGGCCUCUCGGCCGACUACUCGUCGCAGCUCGCCGAAUGGAAGCUGAACCUGGCGAAAGCCAGACUCCGUACCCUGAAGACCGCGAUCAAGUGGACUCAGCCGGCUGAGGCCGAAGAUUCAGACAACUCGGUGCUCCUUCAGUCACCUUCCGAUUUCUCCUCGCCCAUGGAGCAGGCGGAGACCGUCCUCGUUCAGACAGAGGCCCCGAGCACAUCUUCGGAUCUGACCUUCUUCCAGCAGCUUUCCCAAGACAUCCAGAGCGAAGGUGUCUUCCACUAUUUCGUCUCGCGUGCGGCCUUCUGGAUCGGCGUCUCCUCCGCCUGCAUGGUGAUGUGCCUACUUCAGCUGGCCUGCUGCACCCCCUACGCCGACGAGGGAGAGUUUGCCCUCGAGGACGAUGAUGCAGAGGCCUAG
This is a messenger RNA of Symbiodinium sp. CCMP2456, 501 nucleotides long. The record is from the annotation of a GenBank genome assembly. Lineage: Eukaryota; Dinophyceae; Suessiales; Symbiodiniaceae.